CCUCGUCUCCCUCCCGCUCCUGGGAAAGCAAAGCUGCGGCUCCCGGGGACGGGGUUGAGAGACGCCGUCGGCCCCUCGGGCAGGGACGGGACCGCGCCCGCCCCCUCGCCCCCUCGCCGCCGUGGAGCGUCGCAGAUAGAGGAGGACAGGUGUGAGGCCAGCACACCGUUGACUCAAUGGGGCUUCGUUGGUUACAAAAUGUCCUCUUAUGCUUGAGAUCUACAGACUAUAUGUUCUUCAGGAACUGAUCAGCGGUUCUCACCUUCUGGAAGAACAUUACAAGCAUAAGUAUGGUGCCAAAACUCGUCGUUCUCUGACCGGUGACUUGGACACACUUCUGUGUUGAAGAGAAGUGUACAGGCUGAGGUCACUCACUGUUCAGAGACUGCUGUGUAGGAACAUGGACCAUUCUAACAGGGAAAAGGAUGAUAGACCACGGACAACUAAAACCAUGGCACAAAGGAAUACACACUGUUCCCGACCAUCUGGCACUUCAACAUCCUCUGGGGUUCUUAUGGUGGGACCCAACUUCAGGGUUGGCAAGAAGAUAGGGUGUGGGAACUUCGGAGAGCUCAGAUUAGGUAAAAAUCUCUACACCAAUGAAUACGUAGCCAUUAAACUGGAACCAAUAAAAUCACGUGCCCCACAGCUUCAUUUAGAGUACAGGUUUUAUAAACAGCUUGGCAGUGCAGGUGAAGGCGUGCCACAGGUUUACUACUUCGGACCGUGUGGGAAGUACAAUGCCAUGGUACUGGAGCUCCUUGGCCCCAGCUUGGAAGACUUGUUUGACCUCUGUGACCGGACGUUUACUUUGAAGACGGUGUUAAUGAUAGCCAUCCAGUUGCUUUCUCGAAUGGAGUAUGUGCACUCAAAGAAUCUCAUUUACCGAGAUGUCAAACCAGAGAACUUCUUGAUUGGCCGACAAGGCAAUAAGAAAGAGCAUGUAAUCCACAUUAUAGACUUUGGACUGGCCAAGGAAUACAUUGAUCCUGAAACCAAAAAACACAUACCUUACAGAGAGCACAAAAGCUUAACUGGAACCGCGAGAUACAUGUCUAUCAACACACAUCUGGGCAAAGAGCAAAGCCGGCGAGAUGAUUUGGAAGCCCUAGGCCAUAUGUUCAUGUACUUCCUUCGAGGCAGCCUACCCUGGCAAGGACUCAAGGCUGAUACAUUAAAAGAGAGAUAUCAAAAAAUUGGUGAUACCAAAAGGAAUACUCCCAUUGAAGCUCUCUGUGAGAACUUCCCAGAGGAGAUGGCAACCUACCUUCGAUAUGUCAGGAGAUUAGACUUCUUUGAAAAACCCGAUUAUGAGUAUUUACGGACCCUCUUCACAGAUCUGUUUGAACGGAAAGGCUAUACCUUUGACUAUGCCUAUGAUUGGGUUGGAAGGCCUAUUCCUACUCCUGUAGGAUCAGUUCAUGUAGAUUCUGGUGCAUCUGCAAUAACUCGAGAAAGCCACACACACAGGGAUCGACCGUCACAACAACAACCUCUUAGAAAUCAGACUGCAUCAUCAGAGCGCAGAGGAGAGUGGGAAAUCCAGCCCAGCCGGCAGACCAAUACCUCAUACCUGACGUCUCACUUGGCCGCAGACCGCCAUGGGGGUUCAGUACAGGUGGUUAGCUCAACCAAUGGAGAGCUGAAUGUUGAUGACCCCACUGGAGCUCACUCCAACGCACCGAUCACAGCUCAUGCCGAAGUGGAGGUUGUGGAGGAAGCUAAGUGCUGCUGUUUCUUUAAGAGGAAGAGGAAGAAGACGGCUCAGCGACACAAGUGACCAGUGCCUCCCAUGAGUCCUCACGUCCUGGGGACUCUGGAUCCAAUUGCACCUGCAGCUCCUGCCAUUUCUCGUCGGAAGGGACUCCUGUGGGGGAGGGGAGAGAUCCAGACCAAAAAGAAGAAAACAGAUGCCCCCAGAAGGAGCCAGUGCAGGCAGCCAGGGCCGAGUGGGCAAGUGGCAAUCCUCUCUGUCUGAGCUCUGAGCGGUCCAGAGCUGCUGCUUCUCCACUGCUUGCCCUUGGGCUAUCUGGUUGACUCUCUUCCCAUUGUUUACAGUGAAGGUGUCAUUCACAAAAACUCAAGGACUACUGUUCUCCCCCUUCCUCUUCCUUUACUCCUGGCUCUUGCACCAUCCUCAACCCUCUCCAGCAUAAAAACUACUAAGAUAAAGGCUCUAUCAAGAAGCUGGUGAUGGGGCCAAGAAGAUAGGGGAGAUGACAGCCCUGGGAUGGAGAACUUCUCCACUUCCCAGGUGUGUCUGGAAGUGUGGCUUCCUCUUCCUCUGUGCCUGGGUAACCCCUCAGCCCAGCUGGCCACAGGGUUCAGGUCCCUUCCUUCGUCCCUCCCUCCAUCUCUCCGUCCCUCCCUCCUGUGAAGUUACACCGUAGGACACAAGCUGUGAGCAGUCUGCAGUCUACUGUCCCUGUGUGUUGGCGUUCUUAGCUUUUGACAAGCAGAUCCCUUGCUCCGGACUGUAACGAACCAUUCCUGUGGUUCUGAGCAAAGGAAAGGAAACGGACUUUAUUGCACUUUUAGUUUUUUGGGGUUUUGUUUUUAUUUUAUAAACAACAUGGCAGAUGCAUAUUGUGUCCGGUUAUAUUGGGUGGUUGCUUUUUUCUUUUUCAAGGGGGGAUGGGCCAGCCAAGCCAUUCAAAGAAAAUGUGGGUCCAGAGGACAGUCUUGAUGGAAAGAGUCUGAUUGCAGCACUUGGAAGAGAAGAAGCCAAACUCUGUGUCAUCCUGAGUAAAUACUCAGGUUGGCAAGGAAGCAUACUUGAAUUUUCAUUCAUCUUCUCUGCUGCAGAAAAAAGUCCCCACCAGAGCCCCUGGACCUAAUCAGCCCAGAGCUUGAAAGCCCAGCUCCUGAGCGCCUGGGAUGAGGGGCACCGAGCCAGACUGUGACCAAGCAGAAGGCACCUCGUCUCAGAGAGGAGACACCUAACAAUAACUACAACAAAGCAAAAUUUCUGUUUCCUCCACAGCCAAGGUCGUCCCACUAGAUAGCCAUGUGACUUUCUGUUGACUCGGAAGACAAAAUUAGUGACUAAACAGCCACCACCAUAUUCCCAGUAGUGGACAAAAGAGGGCACCAAAUUUGCCUUCCAAAUGCUAGAGGAGCCUCGGGCUGCAUUAUCCUAGGCCAGGGAGAGAAAGUAAAUAUUUUCUGUCUGCCUGAAGUGAGCUACAACGUUUGGGUCAGUCUGCCUUAGAAACCACACCUGUGAUAAUCUUGCAGCUGCAGUAAGCAGGGAAGGUAAGGUUGGUUGGUGCUAGGAAAUCCCAGGGAAAAGGAAACUGAUGAAAAGGUCUAAAGUUUUAUCAAUUGAACAGUGACUCUGUCCAGAUAAUAUGACCACAUAUCUUAGCAAGUUCUCCACGGAACACUCUGCCUGCCACCGUGGCGUCUUCGCUGGACCAUGAGGCAUCACUGGUUACAUAGUUAACAGUGUGUGGGGUUACUCUUCCCACGGUUGUAUUUCAUUUGCGAUAAGUGCUAUUUCCAAAUACUGACACUUCUUAUACUAGUUGUGGCAGGAAGGACUGAUUAUUCACAUGGGGAAAGAGGUCUUGUGUCUGGGUACAAAGAGCUAUAACUACAGAGAACGGUGGCUAGUGACUUAGUGCAGCACAGAACUCUUUGCCUGUGUAGGUAGAGGACUGGAAGAUGUCGGGACACUUUGUGGUCAUGGAUCAAAUUUAGUAUCAAAUGAAGCAGAGUCUGUGUGCUUUACCUAGUCUAUGGACCUUGGCUGGGGAAUCUCCCCUCGCUGACUUCAAACCUGCUCAGCAUUGGUAAAUAUUGCCACCUGGGCAUUUCUUUACAAGAAAUGUUUUUUGCCUGUGAAACAGCGUGUCAGGGAGGAGUCAGGGCAGAGCCCUUUCCCGUAAGGAAUUUGUUAGGAUUUGCUUCCUUUUCACUAGAUAGCAGUUAGAACUCAUCACUGAAACUUUUAUAGUCCCUCGUUUGGCACGUGGGCAACUCGGACUUCCCCUACAGAAACUUAAACAUCCUCAUCCCAGGAAAUUGUGGCAAGGCCUAGGGCAUCCUGGCACUCUCUGCCCCACUAAGUGCCUCCCCCACCCUGCUUCCAAGGAAAAGCAAAGGCAGCGACCAGCCUGGCUGCAGGGUAGGGCGCCCUGCAGCUGGGCUUAAGAGUUCUUUUUUGUCUUAAAAUAUUUUUAUAGGCUAGCUCUUGAGGGGUUGAACCUGAGUGGUUUGUGGAUGUGGGGGAAGGCCCUUCCCAAUGUGCUGUUGGCACCCCCAGCACCCACAAAUCCCUUACUAGAUAUUUGGGGUUUUUUAGCAAAGAUCCCUUUAACCUGCAGGGUGGUGGUGAUCUUUUCAAGGCCAUUGGCGAUCCAAGGUGAUCCCACACCUGACUAAUUCUCUUCCCUAAAAUGAAGAUAUAACUGAACUGAAACAGUCUGCUCAUCAGACAGCCCCCACCCCAGCACACCCCUGUUUCUUUUACCUGCCUGACUGCAGGCUCAGCCAGACCCUCGGGCACAGGCACCGUCGACCUCCUUUCAUCCAAGUCUACUUGCUCCAUCUCACCUGUCACCUGAGGACGGUUUUAAGACGGAUGCAUUUACUUCCCCUUAAACCUAACUCAUCUGUUCCCUGAGACUGAAGGCAUUUGAUACUGCGCUAUUUGGAGUUCCCUCAAGCUUUGCUGUCGUUGAGACAUUGCAGUCUCAGCAGACUAAGGUCCAACCAGGCCAGGGUUACAGCAGGGUGUAAAGUGUCCAGUCAUACAAGUGGAUUUUCAGAGUUCUUACUCCAGACUGCCCACAGGCUGCACUGACUGUGCCAGCAGCUAGUGUGCACUUGUGACUGCCUUAAGUAACAUUCUUCUACUUCAGGUCUGUCUAGGAGCAAACAGGGUCUGUGAAGGUGUGUGUAAGUCAGGUGACUAGGUGAGUCUCCAGUUCAAGCUCCCAUUUCAGUUGGAACAAACUUCAGGAAACAGCAGGACACUGAGAUUUCUGAAUGUGUUAAUUUCCUCUUCAUUUUUAGUGACUGACAAGAAUUCAGAAUCAGCCCAUGCCCAUUAGCCAGACGGUGUCCGUCUUCUGUAAAGUAACUUCCAAUUUAGUUUAGAAGGAAAGUGUGUUAUAGUGUUGAUAUACAGUGUUAGCAACCACUUGAAAUGCCAGAAGUAUGCCAUGUUAAAGUGGUCGCUAAGGAUCAUAGCCUUAAUUAAAAAAAAAAAAAAUAAUGUAGAAGAUAAUUCAUUCCCCGCCAUGUUGAGCAAGUAUGGCCGCAUCUAAGAAUAACCUCCACAGAAGCCUAGGAAGCAUUUCCUCAAAGGAACUUGGUCUUAAUUAUUUUUGAUCCCUCCCUCCCAAGCCCAUAUGGCUCCGUGUCCCAGCCACCUCUUCCGUGUUCAUAAGUGAAACCAGUUUCUCAUUUCUGUUUAGCUGUUCUGAUGAUGCUUUGUCUAGUGUCAGUCAUGCCAUGGCCUGAAUUUUAAGACCAGGAGUUUGCAUGCUCAUAUAACCAGCGUUGCCUUUGCCAGGCCACUGCCACCAUCGCCUCCAUCCCCCCAGGUGGGCAGGUUGAUUCCAGAGACCCUCAGGGAGCCAGAAUAACUAGGACUGAAUAAUCUGGACUGGCCAUGUAGGCGAUGAGCACUUAUCUCUGGGUUUCUUGAUUUCACAGACUUAAAGGAAGUCCAGGUAGAGAUUGAUGGCCAAUAACUCCAGCCUUCCCCAUGAUGGGUUGGUAGGAAUCAAGUUAGAAUUCCUUUGUUUAUUGGGCAACUUUGUUUUAAGGGGUUAUUUUUUUAUUAUGAAGAAGAGGCCACCAUGGCCUUCUGUGAGUUUGUAAAGUUUUGAGCAGUGUUUUCAUCGCCAGUCUUGGGAGCCUCAGAUCCAAUAACCAGUCUGAAGGUGGUUUUUUUUUUUUUUUCCUACUUUUGCAGGUAACUAAGUACAGAAGAGUAGAGUUCUUAAUGUAUUCAAAAUAGUAAGUAGACCCCUAAAUAUAAGCAAUAGUAGCUGAAAUAUUUUCUCAGAAAAACAAAACAACCAGGAAACCCACUCCAGUACUUAUAGAUCAGAUAAUCAAGGGAAAGACAAUGAAUAUCCACUCGAUAUCAUUUACCAAACUUGGUCUUAUAAAGAAACCUCAGUUGUGUGGACAGAACACCGCCCUUCCCCCAUCUCUUUUCUGGUGCCAUUGCCACCUUUAGGGUCUAAGAGCAGAGGAUUAUCUGUGACAAAAGCCAGAAAGCACUGUGGUCAUCCCAGCAGUGCACAGACAACUGCCAUCCUGAUUGCCCCCAAACGCACCUUUCAGGGUCGGUGAAACCUUUUGGUGCCCCCCUUCAGGCGCUCCAGACCAAAUCCCAGGCCAUUCCAUGCACCAAAAACCUUUUAAAUGAAUGUCAAUUUCAAGUGUAUUUGAAAUGUUUCCUCCAGUAGACGGAUUUGAACAGCACUGGAGAAGACUCCUUCGCAGAGGAAAUAACCUUUGGAGAAAAUGGAAUGCGGGUCUGGAUAUGUUAUCUCAGAGUAGCCCGUUUCAUAGGGCAUCAUGACGACACAAAUGUGAUCUUUGACUAUACCUCUUCCCCUUGGGGAGGGAAGGACUCAGUUUGCACCUGUUUUGUAUGUAAAAUAAAAUGUCCUACCUUUCUUGGCUA
Molecule: messenger RNA, 6649 nt
Organism: Arvicanthis niloticus (Nile rat)
Lineage: Eukaryota; Metazoa; Chordata; Mammalia; Rodentia; Muridae
Source: RefSeq, a predicted model, not a curated record